AAAUAAAAAACAUUCGGAAUCUUCCAGACACAUCCACUAUUGGCUGCUCUCUGAUUUUUUUACUGUGAAAAGAUGUGUGAAAAGAUGAGUUUAUCCGAAGAAGAAAUCAGAAUGCUUUUCAGAGUCACCAAAACACUUAACCACAUGCUCAAAGAUCGUGGAUACAUUGUCACGGAUGCUGAACUUGAGAUGACACAAGAACAGUUUAUCGACAAAUACGGCGAGAACAUGGAAAGAAAAGAUCUUGUCACUAUCAAGACUAAGAAGAAAGAUGAAUCUGAUAAGAUCUUUGUCUUUUUUCUACAAGAAACAAAAGUUAAAAUGGGCGACAUCAAGGCUUGCUUUGAGCGCAUGGUAUCUCAUAACGUCUUGAGAGCAAUUCUUGUUGUGAGGAAAGAAAUGAAUCGCUUCGCUUCAUCUGCUAUAACCGACGCAAACUCAAAAGGAAUACUUUACUUGGAAAGUUUUAAGGAGACAGAGCUUCUAAUGAACGUGAAGGAACAUGCUUUUGUUCCAGAGCAUAUAGCUCUGACAACUGCGGAGAAGGAAGCUUUGUUGGAGAAGUACACUGUGCAAGAGAAUCAGCUUCCACGUAUUCAGUAUACGGACCCUAUAGCGAAAUACUAUGGGCUAAAACGUGGAGAAGUCGUGAAGAUCAUACGCAAUAGUGAAACAUCUGGUCGUUAUGUCACAUACCGCUUUGUUAUAUGAUAUUAAGAGCUUCUGAUAGGAUCAGGUCUUGGAUUUGUCGGAUAAAGACUUAGAAUGACUUCAUUAGUUUUUUAAUUUAGUGAAAU
Molecule: messenger RNA, 797 nt
Organism: Brassica oleracea var. oleracea
Lineage: Eukaryota; Viridiplantae; Streptophyta; Magnoliopsida; Brassicales; Brassicaceae
Product: DNA-directed RNA polymerases II and IV subunit 5A-like
Exons: 5
Coding region: 73-711 (212 amino acids)
Biological process (GO): DNA-templated transcription
Cellular component (GO): RNA polymerase III complex; RNA polymerase II, core complex; RNA polymerase I complex
Molecular function (GO): DNA binding; DNA-directed RNA polymerase activity
Source: RefSeq, a predicted model, not a curated record